This is a messenger RNA of Theileria parva strain Muguga, 4329 nucleotides long. RefSeq lists its product as uncharacterized. The transcript is spliced from 3 exons. The coding region runs from base 1 to 4329 and encodes 1442 amino acids. The record is from RefSeq and is a predicted model, not a curated record. NCBI's taxonomy places the organism in Eukaryota, Apicomplexa, Aconoidasida, Piroplasmida, Theileriidae.
AUGUUUAGAUACACAUCUGAUUUGAGCAUUGAGGAAUCACUUUUUUCAGGCCUUUACGUGAUAAUUUCAAGAACUGAAGGGACUUCCGAUGCUCUCUACAACUCCGCUCUAACCUUUUUGAACACCAAUUUUAGCAGUUUUUCUGUAAGGGAAUUGUUAUCUAAUUAUCUGGCCGAUGAGUUUAGCUUAAGUGGGAAGUUACACUUUACAAAAAAGGUCAGACUUGGUCCUACUGAGAUUUUGUGGCCUGUGGAACGGGCCAAUUCCACGCCCAGAGAAGCGCUCCUAAACAACGCAAAAUCGCUCUCGAUACUCGAGAGAAAUGACAUUCUGUCACAUCUAACCGAGGAUUCAAGUGUUGAUCUCAAGUUUAUUUCCGAGGAGAAGUUCAAUUCGCUCUUUAUUCCAAAGUUAUUUUACCCAGGAAAUGUCAUUGCAAUUGUGAUUCUGAACGAUGGGACAGUGGAUUACUCAAGUUUGAUUGACGUGUUUUACGAGAAAAAGAGUUUGUACGGGGAUAACUUGGCUAAAUUUCAGUUUCUUCUCUCAGUAUCGGGGGAUCACACUAGGGACCAGUUGCUAGAAUCAUUUGACAAACACGUCGUAAAGAAUCGUUUACACAAGUUUACACAAGUUAAUCACGUCUACGAUCCGGAUUUAACUUACGAUUCCUUCUUUCUCAUCGACAAACACUGUGCAGAGGUGACACAACGGGUAUACGCUGUGUUGGGGGAAAUAGUGCUGAAUUUGCUCAUCACAAUUGUUAGCCAAUUGUUAACACUUUUGGAUGAUCCAAAAUACUCACUAGAGAACAUAAGGAAAUCUCUGACACAUACACAUUCACAUUCCCAUUCCCACACCCGCAGGGGUAAAUCAUAUUCUGGAUCUGAGAUAAAGCGUUCUGGUGAUGUAAAUUUAAUCUUGGGUAAUAAUCUGACAGCGAUUUGUCAUUACGUUUGCGCAAAUUAUCAUUUUACAAGUGAAAACAAUCACCUCUCACAUGCACAAACUCUUUUUACUCUUUCUGUCACACUUUUUAAACUUUUUAACCUUAGGAUUGGAAUUGACUCUGUCAGUUCCCAAACUGUCCAAUCCCUAAACAAAUUUGCCAGGGGAAAAACUGGUAAAUCUGUCUACGAACUGUUGAAGUUAGUGAUUGAGAGACCUGUGGAGUAUCUGUUGAAUAGUUUGAAGAGGUCAUUUCUUGUGUGGCUGAGGACAUCUGACUGCUCCGAAGAGCUCCAACUUCUGUUCAUUUUUUACACUAAACUGUUAGCGGAUUCAGCACUGGUAAUCCCAGUGAUUUCCUCGUUUGUCACUUAUUGUAGGAGAUUACCGCCGGAACAGCAGCUGAACGUUAUUCAGUACGUGGUAGACCUGCUCCAAAACACCAAAUAUAAACGAAAACUACACUUUUAUCAACAUCUAAAAGAUUUUAUCAACUGUGAAACACAAUCAAUUGGGAGUAAACUGUGUGAAACAGAGGAUGAACAGGAUCUUGAAGUGUUGCUAGGGGGUGUGACAAAGUGUCUGGAAAUGACGACAGUAGACCCUAUGGCCCUGGACAUGAUAAAAUAUUACAAAAAUUGGUACCAGAUUAAUAAUUCAAUAAUAAACACUGAGCUUAACAAUUUGAGGUAUAGCUCAGACAUAGUCCUGGUAAAGCGGGUUUUAACCCUGAAACUGUGUAACAUACUCCAAUCCAUACAAGAACACACCGCAAAAGUUGAUAUCUGUCCCCGUUUACAAGAGCUAAAACGUUAUGCUAAACUGUUUAAUCUCACAUAUUUAACCCUAUCACAUCUCAUUAUACGCACACACUAUGGACAAUGUGACAGUGUCUGUAGUGUGUGCAGGAUUGGUUUGGACGAUAAAUUAUUGUAUUUUGGCGGUUAUGAAGGUGUUAGGUUGGGUAAAUUUCCUUUAAUUUGUUCAAUGGAGUUGAGCAGGGCAGACUUGCAUUUCCGCUUCUCCACCCUGAAUCUCCGCUUCUCCAGCCAGAAUCCCAAGAAAAUCAACACAAUCAAUAACAACUUAACUUUUCACAUUGUUCACACUAGGAAGUGUAGGCUUCAGUGUGAACACUUGGGAUUUCACAUUCGCACCAAAAUCAAAUCCAAACUCUACACUACCAACACUACAAACAAUGUUAACAAUGUAAACAAUGUAAACAAUGUCAACACUGUUGGAAAUGUCAUCACGGUAAUAAAUGAUUUGGAGGAUUUGGUGGUGUAUGUUGACAGUUUGUUGACUGUGGAGGUUGUAAUGGUUAACCCGCUGGCCGUUGAUUUAAUGUUAAAGGACGUGGAAUUAGUUGGCUCAGGUGUUCCAUUUGACACUGUGAAAACGGAAUUUAUAGUCCCAGGAUUUAGUAGAAAUUAUAUAAAAACAAUCAAUCUCAGGGUUAAGGAUGAGGGGACACUUAGUGUCCUAGGCGUUAAAUUUACAUUAUUUGACUUUUUAACUUGUUUUCAACUGCUGGUUAAUCUGGACAAUUCGGACCCAAACACCUUCAUAUCAACACUCAAAUCAUGCGAAACGGGGAAUUUCACACAGUUUCUCAGUGUGUAUGGUAUGAAGAUGCGAUGUGUGAAAGAUUGUAACGAGUGUGAGAUUGGAUUGUUUAGCACGGAUUUUAAGGAUAAAGUCGAGUUUAUAACUGCUGCCUCAGUUUCAAACACACCAAACACUCUUCUGUCCUCCAGAACCACAUCACACAGAUCCAUCUCCACCCGGACCACCAGUUCCAUAACUUCCACCGGAACUACUAAUAGUAUAACUUCGAUAAAUAAUUUACGUGGAGACGGUGGACUGUGUAAGAGUGUGUUGGUGUGUUCUGAGGAGUUGUGUGUGGACUGUUCGGUCUUGGAGCAGCUGAUGUCAAACAUGUCCGAAUUUACCCAAAACUCCCCGUUACUCACAGGUGACAGAAGCUUAAUUUAUGUCAAAUUAAGUAAUAAAAAUAAGAGCCACAAGUUUACUAAUAUUACCGUGUCAGUACUGCCACACGUGCCGGAGCCUAGUGUUAAGUCACAGCCCCUGACAGCCAAAGAUUACCUUCAAUUCCAAAUCCUCCAACAGAAACUUAAACAAAUCAACCACAUCAAAUUCUCAAUCUAUCUCCACCUAUUCGCCGGUCACACAAUCAAACACUCGGUAGCUAGUAAUAGGGUUGGUGUGGGACUCCAGUUGUUACCGGGUGAAUCUCUUUAUCUACCCCUGGUUUACGUGGCAAAUGAGUUAUUUUCAAGUUUUGACGUUGUUUUCGAUUAUCAAAUUGGUGACUCAGGUGUGACUGGAACGUGUGACUCCCGUUUGAUCCGGGGAAACGCAUACAAAAGUGUAAAUUUCAAGGUGGAAAAGAGUAUCACCGUGCAGGAGCACCAGUUUGUACCAGUAGUACACUUUAAUCACAGGUUACUCAGGGAUAAUAUUGAUUUGUUUAAGGAAUAUUAUAGUAGUUCCACCCUCCAGAGCCUAAAAAACUCCAGGGUAAAAUACGAUAACAAAUGGCUAAGAAUGUUCUUUAAAGUUAAUAAUGAAAGUGAUAAGUUAUUUUCCUGUAAAAUGGGGAACCUGGAGUUCAUAUCUAACCCAAACACCUCCAACAGGUACCACGUGGAUAUCCGUAAACUCCCCUAUAAACGUCACAGGAAGUAUCAAAUACUUAACCUGUUUAAUUCCAUUCACUGGUCAUGCAAUGGGAAUUUUGGUACUAUUAAAUUGUUUGACCCUGGCAAUGGUGUUACUUCAACUGAGUUGGGUGAUAACACACCCAGACUGACUGGCAAGUCUAAGCUAACGCAAUGGUAUAAAAUGUGCCUCGAAAGGUUAAUACCCAUGAAUGACUUGAUCUAUUCUAAGAUAUCGAUUAAGGUGUUAAUUACUGUGGAUGGCAGGGUUAUGGCUGGUGACACCCUUGCGGUGGGUAAGUAUUUUACGGUAAAUGUGCUGGCGAAGAAUAAUGGAACUAGACCCAUCGCCGAUUACAAAGUUGUAAUCAUCCCGUUUACCUACGAUUUGUACACAAACGUCGAGAAUCUACUGUGGUCCGGCUCUCUGGAACAGGUGGGUCUCGAACCUAUUACACCCGGUUCCACCAGUUGUAUCAGUACCACUAGGCCGUACAGGACAGUUUCCGGAGAUGUGAAUGGAGUUGAUAUGUGUAACGUCGUGGAGUGGGAGGGUUACUCUGGGUAUAAAACCGUUGCCACGGCGGAAUUAGUAGUAAAACAGCCUUGUAAAUUAAGCAUUAACGCAGCCAUCUUAAACUCCAACCAAACCCUUUUUCACCAUAAACUCCACUCCAUCAAUUUUUUUACACUAUAA